Molecule: messenger RNA, 2676 nt
Organism: Exaiptasia diaphana
Lineage: Eukaryota; Metazoa; Cnidaria; Anthozoa; Actiniaria; Aiptasiidae
Product: solute carrier family 15 member 4
Exons: 4
Coding region: 83-1831 (582 amino acids)
Biological process (GO): transmembrane transport
Cellular component (GO): membrane
Molecular function (GO): transmembrane transporter activity
Source: RefSeq, a predicted model, not a curated record
UCGCGAGGCAUUAAAAAAAUGGUCAUUGUAUGAUAGUUAUUGAAAGACAAAAGUAGCGAUCUCAUACGGCAACUUCAAGAAAAUGGCUACCUCCAAUGACGAGUCCGUUCCACUGUUAAACAGCAACAGCAAAAAAAACUCGACUCAAACCGAGAUCAAAAUCAGACGUCAACGCCCAGAGAAACAUUCAUCAAAGACUUUCUUAGCAUUAUGCAUUCUGGUAACAGAGCUAUGUGAGAGAAUGACUUUUUAUGGCAUAUCUGCAAAUCUUGUGCCAUUUUGUCAAAAUGUCCUGGGAAUGAAAGGAGCCUUACCUUCAACAGUAAAUUAUGUUUUCCUAGGAAGUUGCCUCUUCAUUCCUGUUUUUGGUGGCUGGUUAGCAGAUAAAUACAUGGGUCGUUUCAAUGUAAUAUAUGGGUUUUGCUUAAUUUAUUUUGUUGGAACACUGUUAUUAUCUGUUGUUGGCAUUGAAGAUGCCACUCUUAAAAAAUCCACAAAUGGAAGCUACUUGGGACAGAAAUCCAAAAUUGCAUACUUUGUUUUAUCACUGGUGUUUCUUGCUUUUGGAACUGGAGGCAUUAAAGCCAAUGUAUCCCCAUUUGGGGCAGACCAAGUUAAAGAUCAAGGCCCAGAGGCAGUUGAGAAAUUUUUCAAAAAAAACUACUGGUUCAUCAACAUUGGGGCUUUAGUUUCCUACACCUUAAUUGUCUAUAAAAAAAAAAACGUGAGCUUCUCUUACGGCUUUAUCAUAACAGCUGGUUCAAUGUUUCUAAAAAAAAUUGCAUUUUGUAUUAGUCGAAACAAAUACAUAGUGGAACCCCCAGGAGGAAGCAUACUGGGCGAUACAUUUAAAGUUAUUUGGACAGCCAUGAAGAGGACACUAAGAAAAAAAAAAAGACCUWUUCYACRGAUCAAGGGMGAGAGUUGGUUGGACAGAGCCAAGGAAACCAGGGGAGGGCACUUCUCAAAUGGUCUAGUGGAAGAUGUCAAAACCUUUCUGAGAGUAAAAAAAAAAUUUGCAUUUUUUAUAAUUUACUGGGCACUUUACUCACAGGUGAAUACUCAUUUAUUAUAUAGAUUAAUGUAUGCAAUACACUUUAUCACGUUUUCUUUAAAUGUCAAGACAAAAAAAUAUUCUCACCAUUAUCUGAUCCAAGCCGAGUACAUGAAGAUAAAGUUUGGUAUCAAUUUUCCUGCUGCCUCUCUGUCCAUCUUUGACAUUGUUGUUAUCCUCAUUGUCAUUCCUAUCAUGGACAAAGUUGUUUAUCCUCUUCUCCGGUACAGUGGUUUUAACUUCACCCUGUUGCGCCGUAUUGGCCUGGGCAUGCUCGUUGCUGCCUCAUCUCUCGCAGUGGCAGGAUGGGUGGAGAUAAAACGACGAGAGAGAUUUCAAAGUGGACAUACUGUUGUGCAGACACUGUUUCAUAAGAAUGUAACUGCAUCUGAUAUGUCAGUUUUCUACCAAGCCCCACAGUUUCUGCUUAUUGGAAAAAAAAAGGUGUUUACUUCAACCACAGGUAAUGAGUUUGCAUAUUCGCAAGCCCCUAGACAUCUUAAAGGACUUGUAAUGGGUCUUAAUUUGAUCACUGGUGGUCUUGGCAACUAUUUAUCUGGUGCUUUGGCAAAUAUCGUAAAAAAAGCCAAUCCAAAGUGGUUUCCAGCUGACAAUCCUAACAAUGGCUACUUAGAAAACUUUUUCUUCCUAAUGGCUGGAUUAAUGGUGUUGAAUUUCUUUCUAUUUCUUAUUGUUAAAAAAAAAUAUCAAUAUGUUGAUGAUAGUAUGACACCAGAAGAGAGUCAGCCACUAAAUUUAGAGAUAAGUAGCACCUAACCAUACUACCAAUCAGUAGUAAAUUAUCGAUUAAAACAAAAAAAUAUUAAAGUACUCAAACUGCUACAAUCAUAUGCUAAAUAAACAGAACACCAUGCCCCCUUUCCCCACUGCAAGGUUGUUCACUCGUUCCUUUCGCCUACUUGUCGAUUUUGUAGCAUUUUAUUGACGAACAACAUUGUAAAAGGGGAGGGGAGAUUGUAGUAACACAAUCACAGACAGUGUUUCACACAAUUUUGUAAACGAUUCUAGGUCUCAUGUUAUGAGACUGAAAUUAGUAUACAUAGUUGAAGUAUUAUAUAAGAUAAUUUAUGUGUGAAUUUAUGAAUCAAAAAAAAAAAGAAGCUAUUAUUAAGACUAUAUAGUAAGUAUAUAGGUUUUUAUAUUUCAAUUUACAGUGUGCACAAAUAAAAAUUAUAAAAUUAUAUAUUCUAUAUAUUCAACAACACAAAAAAAAUUAACAUUUUUUAUUCACACCAAAUGCAAGUUGAGUAAAAUACAUUUUAGGCAUUUGUCUUUUGUUAUAUAACUAGAGUCAAUGUUUUAAGUGAGGGGUUUUAUUAGAGUGGUUUUCCAUCAACCAUGAAAGCACAGUAAGUCUAAUACUAGUUAGUAGUAGUUUGUAAUAGACCAAUACUAAUAGUCUAGGUUGUAUCCGAUUGAUAGGUAUAAACAUAUUCAUCAUAAAAAAAAUUUUUUUAUGUUAAUUUUAGUGGUUAGCUAUUUGUCUAUAGCUAUAUGUCUAAAAAAAAAAUUGACUAUUACUAAUUGCUACUAACUAGUUGGUCUAUUUCUUUUCAUGGUUGACGGAAAACCACUCUUACUAAUAAAAAAUGGAUUACUAA